Mycena citricolor is the source of this 207-nucleotide messenger RNA. Lineage: Eukaryota; Fungi; Basidiomycota; Agaricomycetes; Agaricales; Mycenaceae. The record is from the annotation of a GenBank genome assembly.
CCGAGAUGCCUAAAGCCGAAACCACAAACUUUCCGGUCUCUGCGUUUUUUGGCGUCGUGAAACCCUCCGGUCCGACUUCGAUGGCUGUCAUAAACGACAUCAAGAUUCUUGUAGCAAGAUCCAAACUUUUCGUGGAGGCGUCCAAGGUGGCUAAGGGCAAGGGCAAAAAGGUGAACCCACGGGCAAGAGGCGAGGUCAAGAUCGGGC